CUGAGCCCUAACAGCCACUGGCCUCCUUCCCUCUGUCGGGUUAUCGGAAAGAUAACCACCCCGGGCGGUGUUUGCCUCAAGGCGAUGUCAUGUAGUUGCAGUCUCACCCGAUCCCGCAAGAGCCCCCGAGGAGGUUCAUUAAGUGCCUCGUCUUCCGAUUCGGAUGGCAUGUCGUCUUCAUCAUCAUGCAAAAUUUCUAUUCUGCGAGGGUGGCGGGGCGGUGCUGGCUGUGGGUCACAGGCUGUUUUCGUCCGGCUUCCCAGGGGACAGCCUCAACUAUCUGGGGGCAGUCCAUUGUGUGGCGUUGUUGCACUUCCAUCUCCUGAUGCCAGAAUUGCUGCAGUUGCUGCUUCUGUUGUUGCAGGAUGCGUUCUUGUUGGCAGCAAAGCUGUUGUUGCCACUGCAGAUGCAGGUUCUGUAAGAUCUGCUGUUGGUACAGCACCCUUUGUUGACGUUGUUGGUGGUGGUACUGCGCCAGCUGUGCUUGUAGGAGGAAGUGGAGUUGGUCCUCGCAUUGCCCCCGCUGCUGUGCCUGUGCCUGCUCCUGAAUGUGCAUGUUUUGCUGAGGUGACACCAGCUGGUUUUGUUGGUUUUGUUGCUGCUGCAUCGCCGCAGCUUGUUGUUGCUGUUGGUGGUGUUGGUUCCAUGUCUGGUGUUGCAUCUGUUGUUGUUGCGGGUGAUGCUGCAUCUCCUGGGCCGGAGCAUGGUAUUGUUGUGUCGCAGCAUGUAGUUGUUGUUGCUGCAUUUGCUGCUGCGAGAGCAGCUGCUGCGCGCUUUGUUGGUGCGACAAGUGUUGUGGCACAGCAUGCAGUUGUUGUUGCUGCAUUUGCAGUUGUGGCAGCAGGUGCUGCUCACUUUGUUGAUGCGGCAGCUGUUGUUGCAGCAGCGUUUGUUCCUGUUGUGCCAACUGUUGGGGCUGAUGUAACAUCACUUGCUGGUCCUGUGGUGGUUGGGCCAGCUGCUGUGACAUGUGCAUCAGCUCCAAUUGUUGUUCAGGUUGAUGUGAUAGCAUUUGAUCGUGCUGCGGCCUGUGGUGGUGCUGUUGUGAGAUCAACAGCCGCUCCUGCUGUUGUUGCACGGCCCCAAGUUGGUGAUCGUGUUGCACCGCUAGCUGUUGUUGCUGUUGCCUUUGGUGCUCCGGCGAAUGCUGCGCGGGCUGUUGCUGUUGCUCCCGCGGCUGUUGUGGAGGCUUCUGCUGGACGGCUCCCAUUAUUUCAUAGUGUUCGAGCUCCAGCUUUCGUGACCGCGUCAGCUCGUGCGGUGGUUUUGGGGGCGGUCGGGGGGGGCAAUAAUUUUGCUUCUCCCGUUACUUGUGAGAUCACCCUUGUCCCCUGGGGGUGAUUCGGAUCCGGGGAUCGACUGUGCUUUUCCUUUUGCUG
Molecule: messenger RNA, 1379 nt
Organism: Chara braunii
Lineage: Eukaryota; Viridiplantae; Streptophyta; Charophyceae; Charales; Characeae
Source: the annotation of a GenBank genome assembly